AUGACCCCUCUUUCAGCAUACAACCCUCAUUGGCCCAGCUCCGCGGUAUCCGACGUACCCUCCGAACGCGACAUUCCUUUCAGGUUCGGAGAUGCGCUGCCGGAACCCGUCUCUCUCAACGAUUCUGCCGAGUUGAUGCCGCCGCCGCCUCUGCCCGACUACCUGCACCUUAGAAGAGGCUCAGCGACGUCUACCGCGACCAAUCAAUCCAAGUCAAGCAUUGCAUCUAAGCUGAUGUCGAAACUGGGUCGCCCGUUUACCUCCAAGAGCAGCCCGUCAGGCACUUCGCCCGGUUCGCUACCUUCCUCGUCGCUCCCGGUCACGCCCAUCUCCGCUACCUUCAAUUUUCCCGAGAACGUCAGAGCGAGUAGGCGACCUUCGGCUGAGGUCGAAGAGAGAAGCUCUCGCACGACGAAGCGCAAGGAUAGGUCGGGAAAACAGAAGCCCUCCAGUAAGGUUCAGGAGAAGCGGUCCAAGUCCAAACCGAAGCCGGUUCGCAUGCGCAUCGACGUUCCUGCUCCUCCCAGGCGAUCCACGUCCGCUCCGUCCCUGAGACAGCGCGCCAGCCUCGCGGAUCUGGACAUAGAGGAAGAGCUCAACCAGGCCGACAUGGAGCGCGCAUUCACUCCGGAGUCGGAUCCGUUCGCCAAGGGCGAAGUCGAGCUCGUGGACGCAUUUCAUUGCUCGCCAUCGGGCUCGCCUUCGAGGACGCUCGGGUCAGCGGCCGGCAGCAUCUAUUCGCUCAACGACGACUAUUAUCCCGCGCCGGAGAGGAUUCCCUUGCCGCUUACGCCUACCUCGCCCGAGUUCGGAGGCUUUUCGCGUUCUUCGUCUCAACGGAGUCGCGUUACAUUCGAAACCCCGAAGGUUUACGGUUGCUCAUACGAAGCCCCGCACCCGCCUACUUCCUACAGAUUCCCCGCGCACUCGCCCAAGGGCAACCCUCCCAGCCCUCGUCGUUCAAGCCCUCGGUCUCAUCUCGAGCGAGCGAUUCUGGCGUACCCCACUCCUGAGCUGGAGGAUGGACCUUUGGAUAAACCAGGCUUGCGUCCCAGGCUUUCGUCCGUUUCGGCAACCAGGCAAAGGCUACUGAGACGGGAAUCUGCGAAGGCCGCUCCGACCCAGCCAUUGCCUGCACCCCCUAUGCGCCACUUCUCCGGCUGCUCCGCCGACUUCGGGGGCGGCUUGUUGGACGAGGACUCUGCCAGCACGCCCAAGGCGAACAAGACAUGGGCCAUGCAAUGUAGGACGCCCGCAAUUUCACCUGAGGGGCAGGCGGGCAGGGCCUCGUGCGAGAGCGGGAGCAGCAUAGGUCUCGGUCUGGUGGACUGCGUGGAACCUUCGCGGAUGCGCACGCCUGAACCCCACGGCACCACGGGAGAUGUUGCCUUCACACCACCCCAGUUACCGUCGACUGAUAACGAUACCACUCCCGUACGCCGUUCCCCGGGAAAGACGACGCCUCCGUCGUACAGGAUGGCUAAAUACGUGCCUUUGGAGAAGCACAGAGGCCGGGAACCGCCCUCGUCCCCGCCCUCGUACCGUCCGCGGCAUAGCGAGAAGGCGCCUUCAGCAGGAUCAGCAUCGUCCGCUGGUGUUGCCCAAGAUCCGUUCUCGAAUAGGCAGCAUCUCCGCCCUGACUCCGAGCGGACGUUCGAUGGCUCUAUCGGGUCUCUGGGCUCCUUCAGAAAGUCCGGCAGCUUGUCGAUCACGUCUCGUUCGCCUGCCCCGUCUCUGUCUGAGUUCCCGUGCCCGCCGCUCGCUGCGGCAUUGUCCGGAGCUGAUUCGGGAGCGGACACAGAUGCGUCUCUAGCUUCGGGGGCACAAACGGCGGAGCGACAGCGUUCUCGGAGCGGUCGUUCUGGCUCGCCCUUUCCCUUCGCCAGGAGCAACUCGACCGAGAUGGAGAGCCAGAAGAUGCUUGAGGAACCCACGACGGCGGUGACGGAGGACGUUAUCAUGCCGGGCGCAUAUAUCGAAGACUUAAGCCCUCCAGCGGAUGGUCAAGUACGGCACAAGCCCUCGUUCCCUUUCGAGCAUCAAAGGCAGCGCUUCCUGAGCGAGAUGGACCUCAUGUUCACCCCGCGGAGCAGAGAGAGCUCGAUCGCUGGCGAUGAUCACGAGGGCAGUGUGUGCUUCAGCGACCCCUGGAUGAUGCCCUCCGGCGCGAGCUCGAGGGCUGGGUCGGUCAAUUGUCUGUCAGACGAUGGGGAUUCCGCUAGCAUCGGGAGAUUAUGCAUGGACAUGUUGUCGUUUGACGAUGAUGGGGAGGGCCUGGGGAGCGGCUUGGACGAGGAUCUGUUCGAAGACGCGAGAGAUGAUAGUGGAGUCUUGGGGGAAGAUUCAACUGUGCACGAGCUGCAUAGUUUCAGAGAGAAGGGAGGACGAUGGCUUCAGCCGUAUAUCCCAGAGUUCUCAAACGCGCGCUCGAAUUCACCGGUGCUCGGCCGUAUUCCCUCAUCGUCUGGUAGAUUGUCCCCGAACGAUCGUACACCCACGUUGGAAACGGGCCCUACGGUGUCGUCUAUUUUUCAUGGUCUUCGCCGGCUUCACAGUUCGUUCUCAAAGGUCGCGGACGUGAAAGAUCCUGAGGAGUCUGACUCUGCCCUCACUCCGCCUCCGCUGCCUGAUGUACUAGAGUCACCAGUUCCGGUGGAGAAGCCGCUUCCGUCUGUCCCGUCUUCCCCGGUCUCGCCGGUUCGGUCUAUCAGGACAAGAGAGAUCACUCAGCGCUUUAGAAGGCUGGGCGGUGUCAAAGCUGGACUGCCUUGGUCGUCAUCGGAGGCGAAGACGAAGCUGCCGGAUCGAGAGGGUGGCGGAGCUGAGCGCGUCGCGCACUCUCGUACGCAUUCGCUCGCCUCCAAGGGGAGCACCUAUCACAGCGCUAGGUCUUCAUGGGCGUCGGGCCAAGAAGAACGAGCCGCGGAGGACGACACGGAACUCGAUACGCCUUUGUGCCCGACUUUCCCGGUGGAUCUUCUGGAGGAGGAGGAGGCAGAUGAGGAUGAGGCAUGCAACGAGCGUGACUCUGGCGUGUUCGUUCGGCAAGACGGACCCAGCUCUCUGCAUGCGACCGGCUUCAAGACCUGA
Messenger RNA from Punctularia strigosozonata HHB-11173 SS5, 3090 nucleotides. RefSeq lists its product as uncharacterized. The record is from RefSeq and is a predicted model, not a curated record. The transcript has 5 exons. NCBI's taxonomy places the organism in Eukaryota, Fungi, Basidiomycota, Agaricomycetes, Corticiales, Punctulariaceae. The coding region runs from base 1 to 3090 and encodes 1029 amino acids.